Molecule: messenger RNA, 707 nt
Organism: Pieris rapae (cabbage white)
Lineage: Eukaryota; Metazoa; Arthropoda; Insecta; Lepidoptera; Pieridae
Exons: 3
Coding region: 209-547 (112 amino acids)
Source: RefSeq, a predicted model, not a curated record
AUUGUCCAAAUUUAACGUCACAAAGACUCGAACCGCGACGUAGUGAAGAUCCUACGAGGAAAGAGAAAGUACUUACAAUUCGAUUUUACGUCCACUUAUUCCUUUGUUGAAAAUUCAUCGGGAAUUCCUAAAAUACCUUGUUAUUCUGUCUGCGAGAGUGUAAAACAACAGUGCGUGUUUAAUACAAUAACACCCCAUUCCAGUGAUAAUGAGCGCAGACUAUUUAAAUUACGAUGACGUCUCUGACAUUGACGUGAAUUCGCUACCUUUGAAGCCACCACGACCUUUGAUUCCUCCCGAGAAGGCAAUCCGGCGGACGUGGCAUCCAGUUAUGUGGGAUGAUGGCAGCCAGCCAGGAGACCAACCGACUAGAGAAGAACACCCACCAUCCAAAGAGUUCCCUCACAAGAAACAAAUCCGUAACAUUAGACGUCUCAUUGCUGAAGGAAAAGUAAAACCGACGUCCGAAACUCUUAUUUUCUUUCUUUGUAAUAAAUUUGCUAUCUCAGAAGAAAGGCAAGCGAGGAUGAAAGACUCUAAAAUAUAAAUUAUAUGACUUUUUAAAUUAUGUACUUAAUUAGGACUAUAUACACCACGUUGUAUGUAUAUGGUAAUAUAAAAUUACCUAUGUAUCUUUGAAUGUAAAAUCUGUUAUAAUUUAGCAUUCAUUUAUAAAUCAAUUAUAUAUUUGGAAUGUGAUAUAUAAA